Molecule: messenger RNA, 5433 nt
Organism: Poecilia latipinna (sailfin molly)
Lineage: Eukaryota; Metazoa; Chordata; Actinopteri; Cyprinodontiformes; Poeciliidae
Gene: fgd1
Product: FYVE, RhoGEF and PH domain containing 1
Exons: 18
Coding region: 1193-4225 (1010 amino acids)
Biological process (GO): filopodium assembly; cytoskeleton organization
Cellular component (GO): cytoplasm
Molecular function (GO): metal ion binding; guanyl-nucleotide exchange factor activity
Source: RefSeq, a predicted model, not a curated record
AAGCUAGUUAGCAAAGUUAGUUUAGAAUAUUAAUAUGUAAAAUGGUGGAUGUGAACCAGUUUAUUAUGGGAUGUUGGAAACCUUGGAAGCGGAUUCAGGCUGGAGAGGUUUCAUCUCCAGGAUUGUCGGACAUCUUUGCUUCUGAUCAAGUUGACCUUUGAUUGGGCGAUCAACACCUCAUGAUGACUCUCUCCCAGAACCACUGACACUGGGAGACGAUCCAGAACCAGCUUUGGGUUUAGUUUGAUCCGUUCUAAUCGUGUUAAAUGUUUAUUUUUAGGACAAUUUUUGCCACAUUCUGCUGCUUUCUGAGCAACAUUCCUUCAGAGGUUUUUAGUGUUUUUCCUCCUCAGCAUUUUUCUAAUCCAACCUGAACCAACUUCACCAAACAGAAAACUAUAAACUGUUCUGUAUGUCGCAAACAGCAAGAGGUUAAAGGUCAGAUUAUCUGAAGUUCUGCCUCAUAAAAGAAUCUCCAAAGACCUGGAUCUGUCCGGACCGCCAUGGAAAAAGUUCUGCUGGAGUUCUGCUCUCCAGUUUUCCUUUUGCUCCAGAUUCCAGCCUGGAAAAAACCAAAAGCAGAGAAAAUGAGAACCAGACGGAGGGAGGAGGGGAUCCGGAUCAGAUGUCUGGGAGGAGGAGGAGUUCUGGUCCGGCUCGGCUGUUUGGGUCGCAGUCUGGAGCUGCGCAGAGACGACCCAGCUGCUGUCUGGAGGAAACCCACAACUUUCAGAGGAGCUGGAGGGUUGGAGGAGGAGCAGAACCGGAACCAGAAGCAGAACCAGAACCAGAACCCAGUCGGACCUCCUGGCGGAGCAGAACUGGGUCAAAGAAGGCGGCAAAACUCCUCCAGGUGUCCUCUGAUCCAAGCAGCAGGGUCGGUUCGGGGGGGAGGAACCGGGUCCAGUCAGCUGAUCUGAGUACUGUUCUUACCAGACCGUUUCCAUGGCGACUGAGAUGGAGGCCAGCAUGGUGGGAGCAGUGAACUUCCUGAAAGAGUGACAGAAAGACAGAGAGAUGGAGGAGAGAGAGACCAGAACCAGCCAAAACCAGAACCAGGAAACCAGAACCACCUGAAGCUGGACUUUGGGUCUGAAUGGGGCCCGGAGUGAGCCCGGUUCCUGCUGUAGAGAACCAGAACCUUUCUGAGACCCAGAAGAUGAUCUGAGACUCAGUGACCUUUGACCUUGGCAUGCAGCUGAACCGACCUCACAGGCUGACCCCCACUUCCUUCUCCACCCAGUUCAGCACCAUGAGGUUCUCCUACCAUCUCCACAGCGCCCCCGGCAGGACAGGCCCCACCUCCUCCACCAGCCCCACCCUGCUGGCUAAGAGCCUCUCUCUGGAGUCGUCCUGCUCUCCAUGUGGCCACCAGGGGGCGCUGGACGCUGACGCUCCCCUGCAGCCCGACUCGAACCCGGGAUCAGAGGAAGGGGCAGAGCAAACGGAGAGCGGUGGGUCCGUGAAUGACACCGGGCCACCAGAGCUGCCCGUAACCACGGUAACGGCCCCAAACCGGACCCGCCCGCCGCUACUGGGGCCCAAACCUCAGGUCCCCCCAAAACCCCCCCACCUGCAGCAGCAAGCUGGAGCGAUGAGGCCACGCCUCCGAGUCCCAGAGAAGUCCCUCCCACCGCCACCCCCCUGCAGGCCCCUCCCUGCUGACCCCCGGGGGGCCUGGACACCCCCCAACCAGGCCGACGGCACCGCCUCCCCCACCUGCGUCCUGUCGCUCAUCGAGAAGUUUGAGCGCGAGCAGAUCAUCGUGGUGCCGGACAUCACCGGGGGGGCGCUGUGUCCCCGCCCACUAGACCCCCCCUCCCCUCAAUCUUCAUCACCUCCAUCCUCUGCCUCGCCUGCCCCCCCCCAACUCGGGGGGGCGGAGCCACCCAGUGACCUCACAGAGCAGGAUGACAUCACACAAGGGGCUGAGCUAUGUGAUGAAGAUGAUGAUGAUAAUGAUGAGGAUGAAGAGCUAGCGGCGGCCUGUCAGGACGACGUCCAUCACAAACGUCUGUCCUUGGAGUCAGGCUACAGCGCCUCAGACAAACCGUUGGAGGACGAGGUGGUUACCGUGGAAACAGAGGAGCAGCAGCCCCCGCUGCCUCCGGACCAAUCAGAGCUGCCCUCUGAGCGCCUAUCCCUCCCCUCCUCGCAGACGGACGGGAAGUUGGCCAAUCGGGACAGCGGCAUCGACAGCAUCAGCUCGCCGUCGCACAGCGAGGAGCUCUGCUUCACUGGUGUGGAUGAUGGGGGCGUGGCCUAUCCCUGCAGCCCCGCCCUCUUGCCCCGCCUCUCCAGCUCCUCAUCCACCGCCGGGGAGGUGGGAGAGGCAGAGGAGGCCCGGAUGGGGGCGAGGAGGAAGAGGGAUUUCGCUGAGGAGGGCGACAGUGACCUGGAGGAGGAGGCGGAGCUAACUCUGGUUUUGGCCCCGCCCAAACCGGACCGGCAGGAAUCCGUGGAGCUGUCCGUCCAUCAGCGGGUCUUCAACAUCGCCAACGAGCUUCUCCUCACCGAGACCGCCUACGUGUCCAAGCUCCACCUGCUGGACCAGGUGUUCUGCGCCCACCUGCUGGAGGAGGCGCGCUGUCGCUCCUCGUUCCCCUGUGACGUGGUUCAGGGAAUCUUCUCCAACAUUUGCUCCAUCUACUGCUUCCACCAGCAGUUCCUGCUGCCGGCGCUGCAGAAACGGAUGGAGGAGUGGGACUCCAACCCACGGAUCGGUGACAUCCUGCAGAAGCUGGCUCCCUUCCUUAAGAUGUACGGAGAAUAUGUGAAGAAUUUUGACCGAGCCAUGGAGCUGGUGAACAUCUGGAUGGAGAGGUCCGCUCCGUUCAAGGCCAUUGUCCAGGAGAUCCAGAGAGAGGAGCGCUGCGGGAACCUGACGCUGCAGCACCACAUGCUGGAGCCGGUGCAGAGGAUACCCCGCUACGAGCUGCUGCUCAAGGAUUACCUGAACCGCCUCCCGGAGGACGCCCCGGACCACCGGGACGCCCAGAAGUCUCUGGAGCUGAUCGCCACGGCCGCAGAACACUCCAAUGCCGCCAUUAGGAAGAUGGAGCGAAUGAGGAAGCUGCUGAAGGUUUAUGAGCUUCUGGGCGGAGAGGAAGACAUCGUCAACCCGACCAACGAACUCAUCAAGGAGGGACACAUCCUCAAGCUGUCCAAUAAGAAUGGAACCACGCAAGACCGAUAUCUGAUCCUGUUCAACGACCGGCUGCUGUACUGUGUCCCCAAGUUGCGCCUGAUUGGUCAGAAGUACAGCGUCCGCGCUCGCAUCGACGUGGACGGCAUGGAGCUGAAGGAGACAAGCAGCGUCGCUGUUCCCAGCAGAACCUUCCUAGUGUCUGGAAAACAGAGAUCUCUGGAGCUGCAGGCCAGAACGGAGGAAGAGAAAAAGGACUGGAUCCAGGCCAUCCAGGCCACCAUCCAGCGCCAUGAGCAGACCAUGGAGAGCUUCAGACACCUCACCUGUACUCUGCGAGACGACGAGUCCACGCCGCCCCACUCCCCGAGUUGCGUGGAGUUGGGAAAACGAGCGCCGACUCCGAUCCGGGAGAAGGAAGUGACUCUGUGCAUGAAGUGCCAGGAGCCGUUCAACUCCAUCACCAAGAGACGCCACCACUGCAAAGCCUGCGGACACGUGGUUUGUGGCAAAUGCUCGGAGUUUCGCGCUCGCUUGACGUACGACAACAACCGGACCAACCGCGUCUGCGUGGAUUGCUACGUGACGCUGGUGGGGGCGUCGCCGUCGCCGGGGGCGAUGAGCAGCAGCAGCCAGAGGAGGCGCUCCAUCCUGGAGAAACAGGCCUCGCUGGCCGCAGAGAACAGUGUGAUUUGUAGUUUUCUUCACCACAUGGAGAAGGGCGGUGGGCGGGGCUGGCAGAAGGCGUGGUUCGUCAUCCCGGAGAACGAGCCGCUGGUGCUCUACGUCUACGGCGCUCCGCAGGAUGUGAAGGCGCAACGCAGCGUCCCUCUGAUUGGCUUCGAGGUCUCGCCGCCCGAGUCAUGUGACCGCCUGGAGCGACGCCACGCCUUCAAGAUCUCCCAGAGUCACCUGACUCUCUACUUCAGCGCCGAGGGGGAGGAGCUACAGCGCAGGUGGAUGGACGUCCUGUCCAGGGCCGGCAGGGGGGAGGAGCCUCUCAUCCAUCUGCCAAUCGUGGAGAGCGUGGAGGAGGAAGGGGAGGAGCUUGACGGCGAGACGGAAGAAGAGAACACCUGAUUUCACUCGAGUGAAGACGAAGAUGAGACUGAAUCUGGAAAACCUGUCCUGGUCGGACUGAAGAAAAAACACAGCCAGAACCAAACCCGAGUUAAUCCAGAACUAAGUUCCCAAACAGACCAGGUCAACCAUAGAAAUAAUCUGUAAUUUACCCAGAACCAAACCACAACUGAUCUACAACAAACCCAGAAAUAGAUCAUUCAUAUUUCAUCCAAAAUAAAUCCAUAAAUAACAAAGACGUCAUUUUUACAAAAACAUGAAGGGAAAUUCUGAACCAGAACACAUCUAGAACAUUUCAGAACAACCUGAACACAAACCAACCAGCAGCCAAUCCAGAAACAUGAAUCUGAUGCUAGGAAAUAAAAUCAGAUCAAAAUCACCAGAAGAACCACAGGAACCGGUUCUGAUCUGGACCGGAUCAGAACCGGUUCUGGUUCUGUUUCUGGGCAGCAUAAUCCAGAAAAGCAACACAUCAGGAUCAGAAUCAUUCCCAGAUGAACCAGUGAAGUUCUGUGGUUCUCUGGACCCGACCCGGAGAACCGGAACCAUGAAGCACACAGAACAGUCCACUCCAGAGUCUCUGGAUCCGACCCGGAUCUUCCUCUCCAGGGGAUGCUGCUCCUCUUCCUUCAUGUUCUGUAUGAGUUUCUGCUGAAGGUCCUGAUCCAGACUGGAUCGGAUCGGAUCCUGGGAGAACUGGGUCACAGUUGGUCCGUCUCCAUGGCGACAAACAGUCCUGCAGAAGGUCAGGCCAGUGAGACCGGUUCGGUUUGGUCUCAUCCCAGAAAGUUUUCACACCUUCACAGAACUUCCUGCAGUACCAACCCAAACAGCACAAACCGGGCCCAGAGUUCUGCUCAUCAGGUUCUGUCUCACAUUCCUGAGGAUCCAAAGAUCUGAAGGUCCAGUCCAACAUCCCGCCCAGGUUCUACACAAACAGCAGAGAACCAGAACCGAUCCGUCCCGCUGGACCGGCAGGAGGGUCUGCAGAACCGGAACCCUGUAGGUGAACUACAUUAUCCAGCAUCUUCUCCCCCUGCUGGUGAGGUUGGGUACAGCAGGGUUUCCGUUCUCUGUGUGAAUAUAUUUCUAUUUGUUUACAGCAGAUCUCUGAUUUACUGGGUUUUCUUCCGUCUGAAACGAUUCCAAAAAACAACAAAUAAAACGUGGAACUGUUUAAUAUUUAAUGUUGGAGAUGAAAGCUAAUU